This is a messenger RNA of Ostrinia furnacalis (Asian corn borer), 4803 nucleotides long. Its product is annotated as Related to Sod. Lineage: Eukaryota; Metazoa; Arthropoda; Insecta; Lepidoptera; Crambidae. Bases 103 to 4539 code for a protein of 1478 amino acids. The transcript has 24 exons. Gene Ontology annotation, biological process: superoxide metabolic process. Gene Ontology annotation, molecular function: metal ion binding. The record is from RefSeq and is a predicted model, not a curated record.
CAGACUGCCUUUCACUUAGCCAUGAGCCUCGGAGAAACCUGGCAAGUUACAAACACUCAGUGAUGAUACGGUAGCGUAAAGUUAUAGUUAAAUGAUACUAAAAUGUAUAAACAUUGUAGUCAUGUGGUGCCAAAGUUGUUGUGCUUAGGUUAUAUCCUGUUGUUUUUUUGUGGGUCAUCAUCUGGUCUGGUGCUGCGAGCAUACAUCUCACAACAUGGCCUCCACGGCGAAAUAGAAUUCUCACACAAAAACGAGACCCUGAUCAGUAUUAGAACCAACCUCAAACCAACUUUACAGUACCCUGAUGGUGUCUGGAGAUGGACCAUCCACGAAUUUCCUGUGGACUACCGAGAUUUAACUGGAGAAAGAUGUUCCGAGACAAAUCUAGGGAGGGAACUCAUAGACUUGACGGAAGAACUGGGAUAUCUUAUCAUCCCAGGCAAAGACCACGCUGAAUUCGAAAGCAGAAACAGUCUGACUGGUAUUAGUGGACUGUGGGGGAAGAGUAUAGUAUUAGAAACUGCAGAGAGAGACAGAGUUAUAUGCGCGUCUAUACUUUCCACUGAUAAGUUGUAUGAGAAGCAUGCAGUCGCCAGGUUUGCGUCUCCAGUCGCAGGGACAUUGCAUUUCCGAUGGCUUUCUGCGCGUGAAUUCGACGAGUCUGAUUCAUACGUUCAGGCCGACUUAUACCAUACAAAAGCUGUGACAGACAAAAUGGACUACACAGAGCACAAAUGGAAGUUGUUCGUGACAGAUAUUUUCGAUUCUGACAAAGGGAAUCAUGAAGAUAAUUGCAAUGUGCUUCAGUUAGUUUUUGAUCCAGAGAACAGUGGUGAUGGAAUGAGUGUGGGAGAUCUUGACAGCAGGCUGGGUCUGGUCAAAGUGGCCACUGACGCUAAAAAGAAGAAGCUGAAGUAUCUUUAUAAGGAUGAGGUGCUGAACAUCCUGAGGAGUGACAUGGAGGUGACCAAGAGGAGUCUGUACGUGGUGAUCUUCGACAAUAGACAUUCGGAUAGCUUCUUGGCGUGUGCGAAGUUGAGGGUGAUGGAACCGAAGAGCACAAAGGCACUUAUCAACAUGGACGGCAUCCGCGGCACGGUAGAGUUUAGCCAGCGCUCGCCCUUCGACCCGACCUGGGUGAACUUCCAGCUCGGCGCCGCGGACCAGGACUACGAGUCCAACCUGCGCUUCGUCAGCUCCAUGAUGCAGUACAGCAUCAAGGAGCUACCACCGAGGCUACUGGAUGCUAGCCAGGCCAACCACUUGUGCAACACUACCGGGGGAAUUUAUAAUCCUCUGGGACUCGAUCUGAACUCCUUGCCACCGCCAGGCAUGGGCACCCAAGACCAGUAUCCCGUAGGAGACCUGCUGGGCAAGUACAAGGACCGCACGGAGUACCUGAACCACAAGUACCUGCUGCCCGGGCUGGCCAGCGAGCUCAGCGGCGCCUACUGGGACGCCUUCCUGCCGCUGCAGGGCGUCCACAGCGUGAUGCACCGCUCGCUGGUGCUGGACAGGCGUCCUCCCAAGCGCGAGAUCUGCGGCACCAUCCUGCCCUACGAGUACGGCACGGAGUUCCAGACGCCGAUGAGCUCGGCGCAGGUGGUGUUCCGCUACCCCAUCGUGGGCCGCGUCGUGUUUCGCCAGCCGCUCGGCCGGCCCUGGGAGGACACCACUAUCAUCAUCGAGAGCAUGAUCCACGCCGACGGCGCGAACGUAAACAACACGCAUGAGCACCGCUGGGCGGUGCACGAGCGGCCUCCGGGAGCUGAUUACUACAAUUGGACGGGCCGCUGCCUCAGCGCUGGUGGUGUUUACGAGCCCCAUGGUGUAGCCGUGGACGCACGCCAUCCUGAGGACUACUGCCGGCCAGGCCUGGAGGGGCUGUGCAAGAUCGGUGACUUUACUACCAGACACGGCAUGCUCUCAGUAGCCGGCAAGAAGGCAGAGAGCGCGCGGCUGACGCGGCGUCUGUUCACGGACACGGCGGCGGCGCUGGCCGGCAAGUACUCCAUCAUGAGGAAGUCGCUCGUCAUCUACGACGACCACGGCCCCGUGGCUAGGGGCGAGAGGAUGGCUUGCUCUAUAAUCAACGGCCUCCACCGCCGCAAGGCCGUAGUCCGCGACUGGUUCGGCAACGGCGAGCAGGUCAACCUGAAGGGCAAGCUGGAGCUGAUCCAGCAGUCCGAGUAUGACGUCACUAAUGUCGAGGUCACGCUGGAGGGCCUGGACGGGAUCAAGAACUAUAAGGUUCAUGUGGCCCCUGUGGAGAAAGAACUAGAGUUCCCAUGUGAAAAGACGACCUUGUAUGACACUUAUAACCCAUUCAAUGUGGACAAAAACUUUAGUCCUCCGCCGACAAAAGGUACCGCUGAUCAGUACGAGCUGGGAGAUCUUGGAGACAAGUACGGUCUCAUAGACGACAUGAGAAGCCUCACCACGUACUACAACGAGACGCAGAUGUCAUUGUUUGGGCCCUACAGCAUCAUAGGACGAUCUGUCGUGUUACAUAAAAAGAGCAAAGACCGUCGCUGGGCGUGUUCCAGCAUAGAGCGUGGAUAUUCCCCAUCGGAGGCGCGCGAGAUCCGGGGCAUCGCGUCCUUCCACCAUCCCGGUGGCUUCGCCUACGGCUAUGUCAGGAUGACGCAACUCAUACACAAUGAUGGUAGCACCAGCGAUACAGUCAUCGAGGUCAAGCUGAGGCAUCCUGGAGUGCGGGAUAGGAAUCUUACUCACAAUCACCCGUGGAACAUCUUCGUGAACCCGGUGGGCGUGGACGCGGCCGUGCAGGUCACCAACACGCGCUGCGUGGCCGGCGGCUACCGCUGGAACCCAUACUUCACGCAGCUGGCUGACCCUCUCAAUCAUGACUUGUACAAUCAAGAAUGUGGUGCCGACAAUCCAUUGAGGUGUGAUGUUGGAGAUCUAACGGCGAGAUUGGGGACCAUAACGAUCGGCGGUCCUCGCGAGGUGUUCGUGGACAGCAACUUUCCCUUGGAAGGCACGGUGUCAGCGAUGGGUCGCUCGCUGGUGAUCUUUGGGCCGGAGCGGAGCGGCGAGCGGUUUGCGUGCGCUAAUAUAGAGCCUGACAAGGACAUCAUUAAGGCGUUUAAUAUCAUGAAGCCGCCCAGAUUUGUGCUGGGCGGGUUCCUGGAGGAGGUUCGUAAAGUCAUGGGCAUCCCGGAGUGGAUGCUGGGUGUGGAUUCGCGUCGCACGCGCCUGCUGCACGCCGGAUCAUGCAUACAGGUGCUGCUGCACUUCACCGGGCCCCGGGCCAACGAGCUGGAGCUCGACUUCACCAGGUUACUGGCAUCAGGUCGCCUGGACUCGCCCAGCAUCUUCAUCCCGGGCUACGUGAACACCAAGCGCAAGAAGACCAUCUCCUACCGCCAGUGCGGCGUCACCGAUCCCAACGAGAAGAAACGAAAUCUGGAAGGCCCGUUCCUGUUCUUCGGGCCCGAAUCGCUAGAAAAGUAUAAGAGGCCGGCCUUGAAGAAUUUGGACCAAGAUGACUUGAUGCGUAUAUACGGGGAGGAGGCGGCGAUCGUGGUGUUCAACAACCAGGAUUCGGUGCCGCUGGCCAGCGGGAACUUCCCACGUCUGCGGAAGAUGCUCGAGGGCCUGACGACCCUGGUGCUGCCUCAAGACUUCCUCGACGUCCAUCCGGACUACAUCAGCAAUGAGACUCAGAUGCUGACGCUGCAGGGCCCGUGGUCGGAGCGCGACGCGCAGAUGACGGAGACCUUUGCGCGGCUGCAGGACAUCUACGGCAGCGGCAGGGUCUUGGGUAUCUUAGGCAACUCGGUCUCCCAGGGUCCUUCCCUGGAGUACUCGGAGCCGGGGUCGUGGGCUCGCGCGCGCCGUGAGGCCGACGCGAGCGCCGAGCCGCCCGCCGAAGACGAGAAGCCGCCCAAGGUGUUGCAGCGGUUCGCGCUGUAUAACGCCACUGGUCCUCCCGGUCGCAGCGCUCUGCUUUACUCGACCGGCUGGCCCGAGAUUCGCUGGGCCAACGGCUCCGUGACAGUCCUGGAUACGCCCGUCGGAGAGCCCACCGUGAAGCCCACCCGACUGUACACCAUCCUCGUGGUCCGCUUCGCUGACGGAGACUCCAGGGAUAAGAUCACCCUCGAGUUCAGCUUCAAGCAGAGCGCGGGCUGGUGGCAGGCGGUGGGCGUGGAGGUCAAGUUCGGCGUGGAGCCCACUGGCCUCAACCUCAAGGCUCCCUCGCCGCCCGACGCGCCGUCAGCCGUGUUGGGCCAUUCGUACGAGUGCUCGCUCCCACUGGAGUACUCCUCGGAGGAGGCUACGUUGCUUUUCCCUGAUGUUUUGAUGCAACCGUUUAUGGACAACACUGAAAAGUUUUCGGAUGCUUUUAACUGCAUCGGAUUCACGACCGUUCCUAUUUGGUCUGGUCUCUUCGUGAGCUCCAUGCUCAUUGCUGGCCUGGUGGUGUCCAUCUCCAUGAUCCUGGACAUCAAGACCAUGGACCGCUUCGAGAACAACCGGAGCAAGCAACUCACCAUCACCGUUAGCGAAUAACUUCACCAAUUUUUACCAAUAUCCAUUAAUGUUGUUGUCUAUGUCUAUUCGUAGCAGGUAAGUUUAAAUAGUUAUUAAGGGAUUUUGUAAAAUUUAUUGAGGUGGUCAGUAAGCUGUUCAGAUCCUGUGACAGGAUCUUUUAGAUUUGUAACUUAAUCAAUGGGUGCGUUUGGCGGAAAAAAAGCGUUUGGAAGCGCUUGUAAGCUAAAUGGCGACCGCUACGGUGGCUUCAGGAUCAUUGGAUUCAUUAAUGUUUAUUGAUUA